UUGUCUUUGCUGGCCUUCCCUCGCCUACCUCCUAACAAACCUUUUACCUCUCUUCUCUACUCCCAAAACUAACGAUCUCACGAUGAACUUUACGCUCUUCAUCACCGCCCUCUUCGCCCUCCUCUUCCCCAUGUCGGUUCUCUCAGCACCUGUUCUCGUUUCUCGAGAUGUAUAUGCCCCAGCUGUCGUUCUCCCAGAUAGCGGUUCAGUGUGGACUGUUGGCUCUACACAGACGGUCACUUGGGAUGCGUCUAGUCCCCCUACGCAAAUCACGAACCCCACUGGGACGAUAAGGCUCAGGAAGGGGAACAAGACUGAUAUGACUUCGGUUCUUGCUGAAGGAUUCAGCAUUCUUGACGGGCAAGUCGAGGUGACGGUACCGAGUGUUGAACCUGGCAGUGAUUACCGAGUUGUCUUGUUUGGAGACUCCGGUAACUGGGGUGAAACCUUUACCAUCACCAACUGAAAAGCGGCAUGGCUUCUACCCACAGCCCCCGCACCACACCUUUAAAUCACAUCUCCCUUUGGACACCUCCCUUUGUACCAAUGCUUAAUUGUACCACCAAACAAUGUUACGAGCGGGGUUUAUAGCCCUGCAUAUAAUGAUGGAACGGACAUGACUUUUCGGACAGUAUCUCAGUGUAUAAUGUUGUUACGUAUAGUUGUACUGUUUUGAGGACUUUGCUUAGUCUACUACUUAGUUAGAGCGUUGUAAUAGUUUUGAUGACAUUUAAUGACUUUCGUUCUGCGAAAAACG
Desarmillaria tabescens is the source of this 757-nucleotide messenger RNA. RefSeq lists its product as uncharacterized. The record is from RefSeq and is a predicted model, not a curated record. Lineage: Eukaryota; Fungi; Basidiomycota; Agaricomycetes; Agaricales; Physalacriaceae. The coding region runs from base 83 to 466 and encodes 127 amino acids. The transcript has 3 exons.